This is a messenger RNA of Panicum hallii, 1732 nucleotides long. RefSeq names its product protein G1-like1. Bases 432 to 1265 code for a protein of 277 amino acids. Gene Ontology annotation, biological process: response to light stimulus; mRNA transcription. NCBI's taxonomy places the organism in Eukaryota, Viridiplantae, Streptophyta, Magnoliopsida, Poales, Poaceae. Gene Ontology annotation, cellular component: nucleus. The transcript is spliced from 2 exons. The record is from RefSeq and is a predicted model, not a curated record.
AUGGCCGUUCGAUCGACGCAGGGAUUCCUGCUCCGCGCGGCGGGUUAAUUUGGCGUGUCUCGGCUCUCUCCUGCUGACUCCUCUCUUCCAGCCAGUGCGCGCCAGGUUCUAGGCUGCCGCUGCAGCUGCUGACCUCAGAUCAGGCAAUUUUGGGGAUGCGAUGCCCUCUGAGGCGCCGUACCUGCUCUGGACCAGCUGAUUUCCCCCCAUUGCAAACCCUAGCCCUUUUACUUCUCUCUUUUUUCUCGAAUUAAGUAGCGGCACGAUCCAGGACCACGAAAUCUCCAGCUUCUAGUUUACUAAUUUGUUCUUCCUCCCCGCUUUCCGCCGCCUCGAAAAGCUUCUAACUUCUUCUCCAGAGGCUCAGGAUACCAACUUUUCUAGCGUAUCUGAGGCGUGAGCAGCUAGCGCGGAAGAAGCUGAUCGAGGUCAUGCAGGGCGGAGGCGCGGCCGACAGCCCCGGCGCGGCGGCGGGCGGGGACGCGCCGCGGCCGAGCCGGUACGAGUCGCAGAAGCGCCGGGACUGGCACACGUUCGGGCAGUACCUGCGGAACCACCGGCCGCCGCUGGAGCUGGCGCGCUGCAGCGGCGCGCACGUCCUCGAGUUCCUGCGCUACCUCGACCAGUUCGGCAAGACCAAGGUCCACGCGCCGGGAUGCCCCUUCUUCGGCCACCCGUCGCCGCCCGCGCCGUGCCCGUGCCCGCUCCGCCAGGCCUGGGGCAGCCUCGACGCGCUCGUCGGCCGCCUCCGCGCCGCCUUCGAGGAGCACGGGGGCCGCCCCGAGGCCAACCCCUUCGGCGCGCGCGCCGUGCGCCUCUACCUCCGCGAGGUCCGCGACAGCCAGGCCAAGGCGCGCGGCAUCGCCUACGAGAAGAAGCGCCGGAAGCGCCCCUCCUCCUCGUCCCAGCAGUCGCAGCAGCAGCAGGCCGCCGCGACUCCCCCUCCCAAGGCUGCACCAGCCUCCUCGCCGGCCCUGUCGGACGCGGCGACCGACAGGGCCGCCGACGCGCGGGCGCACAUCCCGGAGGCCGCCGUGCACCAGCACCACCACUUCUUCAUCCCGCACCCGCACCCGCAGUUCCUGCACGGCUUCAGCCUGCUGCCGGGCAGCCACCCCGAAGCGGUCGCUGCUGGCAAUGGCAGCAGCAGCGGCAGCAGCGCAGGCGUCGGCGCCGGCAGCGGGGACGAGAUAGCGCUGGCGAUGGCGGCGGCGGCGGAGGCGCACGCGGCGGGGUGCAUGCUGCCGCUCUCGGUGUUCAACUAGCCGUGUAGCCGAAUCGAGGUAGGGCUUGAACCAUGGAUGGAUCAAUCAUCCGGAGGUUUAAUCUAGUGUUAAGGUCGAUCUCGUCGUAAUGGAUCGAUCAACACGCGUACGUGCUGCAGCUGUUCUUAAGGAUUUUCUACCCUAUCUCUUUUGGUUGGUUACAUGCAUUUCCUGCUGUGCCAGCUGCUGGGAAAAUAGUAGUAGUGGUACUUGGUACUGUAGGGUUUGCAGGAUCCUGCUUGGUUUGUGUAUGCAAUGCAAUGAUGAUGGGAGAUAAUAUAAUGGAAGGCUUAAUUACCAGGCUAGUGAUGAUGAUGAGAACACUUCUUGAAGCUCUCUCUCUCUCUCUCUCUCUCUCUGGACAAAUUUUACUAGUAGCCUAGUAGGUCUCUUGCUGUUGUUGUUUGUGCUUCAUUGGCUCAUUGGUUCUCUCUUCUUUUGAGAGGGCAUGCAUCCUUUUUGUCCCA